CGACUCCACAUGGAGGCGAAUUAAAGCACCGCCUCAGUCUUGCAGCAGUUGACUGCGACCCCCCUCGUGGUCGGGGCUGUAAAUAAAAGUCCGUCGAACAACUCGUUCUGCGGCUCCUGCGCUGGUGGCUGCUGUCUGUCCUUGGAGACAGUGAGACAUUUCCCCCUGCAGCUGCGGCAGCUUUAAAGCCUGCAGCCCCGCCCCUCGGCACUAUCACAUGAAUCUGAACUCAACACUGGAUGAGAAAAAAAAAAAGGAAAAAGUUUGGAGGUCUCUCGCCGAAGUUACUUUCCUCUCCGACUCGUUUCAUAACAUGCGCGUGUGUUCGUCCUCCGCUCCGAGAGACGUUCGGGUUCAACGCGUGUGUCGGAAAUCAGAGUUCGUCUGCGUGUUUUCUUCCCGGCUGUGAUUUAUCCAGCUUCUUUUUUUUUUUUUUUUCUUCUUUUUUUUUUUCUCCCUCUGCAGGAAUACAGAGAGAGACAGAGAGGGGAAAACGGUCCUGCUGCUUGAAGAUUUGUUUCGACACCAAAAAGAAAAACUUUUGGCGACAUGGACGCGCACCGCGGCGCGCCUCCGGCCGGGCAGCAGAUCGUGCACGUCCGCGGGGACUCGCAGACGGAGCUGGAGGCCCUGUUCAGCGCGGUGAUGAACCCCAGCAAGGCGGCGCGGCAGCCCUCCUCCCUGCCCAUGAGGAUGAGGAAGCUGCCGGACUCCUUCUUCAGGCAGCCGGACCCCCGGGGCCACUCCAGACAAGCCAGUUCGGAUGGAGGCGUGUGCGGAUCCCUCACUCCUCAUCAUGUCCGCGCCCAUUCCUCCCCUGCCUCCCUCCCAGUCAACUCCCUCUCCACUCAAGCCGCAGAUGUGGCAGCGACACCGAUCAUACCUGAUGACGUGCCACUCCCCCACGGUUGGGAAAUGGCCAAAACGCCUACUGGCCAACGAUACUUCCUAAAUCACCUGGAUAAGACAACCACUUGGCACGACCCUCGCCUGUCGCAGCUUCAGUCAGCUGUGGCUCAACAUCCCAUCUCUGGCACUCCGGUCCAUGCCCACUCCCUCAGCAACCCAGCACCCACUACGCAACCACAAAACAUCAAUCCAGACACAGGUCCACUGCCUGAAGGCUGGGAGCAGGCUGUGACUGCAGAUGGAGAGGUGUACUACAUCGAUCACAUAAAUAAGAACACCUCAUGGGUCGACCCGAGUCUAGCACAGAAGAUGAACCCUGGCAUCCUCGGCUUGGCAAUGCAGCAGAGGCAGGAAAAGGAAAGGCUCCGAUGCAAACAAGGCCUCCUUCAGCAAACCACACCGCAGGAGGCAGGAGGAAGGAACCAGAUGACCAGUGGGAUGGACCAUGACAGGAAUGCACAGACGCUUGUCCCGACUCUGGAUAUCAGGAUCAGAGGCUCCAACCACGAACCUACACUUAACGGCGCUCACUCUCGCAAUGAGAGCACUGACAGUGGUCUGAGUGUCAGCAGCUUACCCCGCACAUCCGACCACAUGUUGAGCUCUGUGGAUCACAUGGACACUGGCGAGGAGAACUCCUCGAUGGCAUUACAGGAGUCGAUGCCCGUGCUCCCGAUGUCCGAGGGCGAGGAGCUAAUGCCAUGCAUCCCCGAGGGUCUCAGUUCAGACCUUCUGAUGGACAUGGAGACCGUUCUCUCUGGAUCGCAUAUGGACAGGGACAGCCUGCUCACCUGGCUAUAGACACGCCCUGCCACCGCCUACGUAUGGUUUGACAGCAGAUUUUCACACCAUGACUGAGAAUUUUGGAGGAUCCUUUUUUUUGCUUCAGAAGUGGUACAGAACAACAUUACUGAGAGAAUACGCUUGUGUGAUGGAUACCUAACCCUACUCACACCCAGAGGAAUAUAAAAACCCGACUUUCACAAUAGGUGUUUAGCUGCUGGUAUUUUCCUGAUUUUACAGAGGUUCAUGACGGAGCAUCUGAAUUUUUAUGACAUUCAUUUUAUUUCAAGUCAUCGGCCUCAGUUGACGCUCCCCACGGUAAAGUACAUCAGAGCUAAUUUUAGAGUGCAGAUUAUUUUUUAUUAUCCCCACUUGGGUAAAACUGUUUCCAGCAAACUUUUAAAAACACAGUCAAGUAAAAAAAAAAGAAAAAAAAAGGUCUGCAUGCAAGAGUUACAGAAAUGCAAAGAAGAGAUAUUUAUUGAAGUGUAACAAAAAAAAAUACCAUAUCCACAUUUAUCUCUGUUACUUUUAUGAAGCCUUUUGGGCAAAAGACCCAACAUCUACCGCAGUGCCACUACCUCUAAUAAGCCUUUGAUUUGUGAUUUUAAUGCACAUGCUCACAGUCGUCCGAAAAACAUGCUCUCGAGAAGCAUCGGGACUGAGCGCAAAAGAUGAAUCAUGAAGAGAGGGGAAGAAAUUAUGACUACACAAUAUAACACUACAUUGUUUCCACAAAACCAUAAAUCUCCGCACAAAAAAAUCACUCCAUUGCCCCACAGACACAUCAGGAGGAAGAGGACGCGCCCUUGUGGUGAGCCAGUAGAAGAUCAACGUCUCAGUUAAUAUGCUCACGAGCCAAAAGAAAAGUAUUAAAUGAAUGACUUUAUUUAAAAGUCAUUCUUAAGUCCGUAAGCAUUGCCUUGAGUCGCAGUAAAAGCCUCGUUCCUCACUAAUCAAGGCCGGUCAAAAGCACUUGGGAGAAAUAAAGGCUGGUCACCGUGUAGAGGAGGCUUAACUCAACACUAAAACUAACACGAUGAAGUGUAUUUGUUGGACCUCUUCUGAAAUACAGCACCACUCGAAUGUAUAGUUGUUGUGUACUCUAAAUGAACAUGUAGUCAGUAUAAUGCAAUCCAACACAAUGCAGGGUUUCCACCAGGAAACUGUAAUCCUGACACAUCUGGUCUUGUGAUCAAUUUAGUUGGUAGAUGAAGGCUUCAACAGUAGUCACACUCAUCAGAAACAGUAUAUGGCUGUGUGAGAUAACAUCUCUGAUAUUUUUACCCUCAGGUUAGUUUUCCUAUAUGAAAUGUUUUUAUGAUCUCUUGGAAAUCCUGCAACAGAUGUUGUUGUAUUCGAUUGCAUUUUACUGUCAAGUGUUCCGGUCAUUUUGCCCAGUCCAUCAUUGAAUAUAAGCUUCUCAAAGGUAGUAUUUAUUGGAGAAUUGUUUUAUUGGAUUGCAUGAUAUUGUACAGUUGUAAUAUUAUCAUUAUUAUUAUUAUCAUCAUGUCCACCCCUUUUUAAAGAACUUAUGCCCAAAAAAUGCCAGUCAGGCCUUAUGUUUCAUUAAGUGAAAAAUGUUCUUUGAGUCAGCCAGCACCCCGUCAACUUUGAGAUUUUUCCACUAUUUGUUUGAUACAUUCAUGACAAUUUUCCUUUUUCACAUAAAUAAAAAAACAUCUCACAGAGAAAGACAAAAUAAGUAACAUUCUCAGAAAUGUUUUUUGUUUUGUUUUAGCUUAUUAUCUAAAACUGCUUUAUAACCUAUAAAUCAUCUACACAUGAAGUUAAGAGCCUUUCCUGCAUUACCAAACAAUGUCGAUGUAACACUAACAUACGAUGCAGUUUUUAUGCUCACUGUCUAAAUGAAUUGUUUCUUACUUUGAGGACACAUCUUUUUUAAAGCCCAUCAAAAUCUAGACAUAUCAUACAUCUCAUCUCCAGUACACAGGUUUUUUUUUCUCUAAGUUGUUUUCCACUUGUUUUCAGCUAUUUUCGGUUUCCUCAUUUAUAAUAAUUUCAGGUGAAAAUCACCAUAAAUGUCAUGUAUACAAAACCACAUUGUCAUCAUCAUCCUAUUCUUCAAAAAAACCUUCCUGGGCUCAAGUUUUCCUCCUUUUUGAAGAGCUGUUUUGUUAGUGGGAACGAGGAGAAUAUAUUAAAAAUGGGCUUCUGGGCAAUUUGUAGAGUCGUAGCAUGAGUCAAGAACCCCGCUGUGACUCCUCAGAAAUACAACGUACUAAUCACAGAUGCUGUGUUCUUGGUGUAUGUUGUUCUAACUACCAGUGCUAUCUGGUGCUGUAAUACGGAAGGCAAUCAUCAGUAUGGGGAGCUCUUUGACUCCACUUUUAGUUAAAAUAUAUAAUACGUGUAUAAUCUGUUUUUAUCAGCCGGUUGUUGUUUUUUUCUUCUGCAGUGUGUUUAUAUUUUAUCUGAAUUUGAAGCUAUUUUAUUUUUGGUGAGAGAAUUUUCUUCGAACCAGCUUACUUUUUAUAUAUAUACAGUAUAUAGAGGUAAAGACUUAAUUCACAACAUCCACAGAUAAAGAGCCAAGCCACCUUUUUGUAAUCUUUUCUAAAUUAAAAUCCCGUGGGCUCAUACACAUAAUGCAACACACUACCUAGCCUAUUAUUUAUCUUAGCAUGCAUGACACCCGCUAUGUAUGUUACAUAUAAUGAUUAUUAUCCUAUUUACAGAAAGUUUGGAGGCAAUCAAACUUGUUUUGUACCUUUUUAUGCAUGUGCUUUAUAUAAAUAUAUUUCUUCUUACUCACUGUAAUCAUUUUAAAGGAUUUUCUGUUUAAUAAACCUUUAAAUACA
Molecule: messenger RNA, 4514 nt
Organism: Scophthalmus maximus (turbot)
Lineage: Eukaryota; Metazoa; Chordata; Actinopteri; Pleuronectiformes; Scophthalmidae
Product: transcriptional coactivator YAP1
Exons: 9
Coding region: 550-1710 (386 amino acids)
Biological process (GO): hippo signaling; positive regulation of transcription by RNA polymerase II
Cellular component (GO): nucleus; cytoplasm
Molecular function (GO): transcription coactivator activity; transcription corepressor activity; protein binding
Source: RefSeq, a predicted model, not a curated record